GUUGAAAAAAGAAUCAAAAGUAACAAAAACCAUAACCCUACCCUAAUAACCAUCCCAAAAGUGGAAAUAAUAGAAGAAGUAGUUAGAUUGUGACGGGAGACAAAAUCAUCUUCUCUGUUCUUCUUCUAUGAUGAUGACCCAACAACAUUGACGUUGAUUUCGAUGUCACCACCAUCACUAUAAAUAUACACUCUUCACCUAUUUUUGUCUCUCAGACUUUGGAGCCCAAAAAACUCUCACAACCAUUAAAAAAAAUUCCAAUUUGUGGUCUCCUUCUCGCCGGCGUCAAUGGAGGAUCUCCGUCGUAGACUUCCGACCAAAAAGAACGAUGACGACGAAGAAAUCUCCAAUGUCGCCGUCGCUCUUCCUCCUCGUAAAGCCUCUGACGCGCUUCCUCUUCCGUUAUACCUAACCAACACUUUCUUCCUCGCGCUCUUCUUCGCUACUGUUUAUUUUCUUCUUAGCCGAUGGCGUGAGAAGAUCCGUAACUCGACGCCUCUUCACGUCGUUGAUCUAAGUGAGAUCUGCUCUCUCAUCGGUUUCGUUGCUUCUUUUAUCUAUCUCCUUGGUUUCUGCGGUAUCGAUUUCAUUUUCCGAUCUUCUUCCGAUGAUGAUGUUUGGGUUAACGAUGGGAUGAUUCCAUGUGGUCAAUCACUAGAUUGUCGAGAGAUUCUUCCGAUUAAACCUAAUUCCGUCGAUCCUCCUCGGGUUUCGGAUCUUGAUUCGGUGGAAGAUGAAGAAAUCGUUAAAUCGGUGAUCGACGGAACUAUCCCUUCGUACACAUUGGAGACGAAACUCGGAGAUUGCAAACGAGCAGCAGCGAUUAGAAGAGAAGCGGUUCAGAGGAUAACCGGUAAAUCCUUAACCGGUCUUCCAUUGGAAGGUUUUGAUUACAAUUCAAUCUUGGGGCAAUGCUGUGAGAUGCCAGUUGGGUAUGUUCAGAUCCCAGUAGGAAUUGCUGGACCUUUGUUACUCGAUAGGAUUGAGUAUUCAGUGCCAAUGGCCACAACGGAAGGUUGUUUGGUUGCUAGUACCAAUAGAGGUUUUAAAGCUAUUCACUUGUCUGGUGGUGCUUUUAGUGUUCUUAUGAAAGAUGCCAUGACUAGAGCUCCAGUUGUUAGAUUCCCUUCUGCAAGAAGAGCUGCUCUUGUCAUGUUUUAUCUUCAAGAUCCUGCUAAUUUCGAGAGAUUGUCUCUCAUUUUCAAUAAAUCGAGUAGAUUUGCUAGGCUUCAGAGUAUUACAUGUAAGAUUGCUGGAAGGAAUCUCUAUCCGAGGUUUGCGUGUAGUACUGGUGAUGCUAUGGGGAUGAACAUGGUCUCCAAAGGUGUUCAGAAUGUCUUGGAUUUCGUAAAGAGCGAGUUUCCUGACAUGGAUGUUAUUGGCAUAUCAGGGAAUUACUGUUCGGACAAGAAGGCUUCGGCUGUAAACUGGAUCGAAGGACGUGGUAAGCAUGUUGUAUGUGAAGCCUUUAUUAAGGCUGAGAUUGUGGAGAAAGUGUUGAAGACUAGCGUUGAGGCUCUUGUAGAGCUUAACACGCUCAAGAACCUUGCUGGUUCAGCCAUGGCGGGUUCUCUUGGUGGGUUCAAUGCUCAUGCAAGCAAUAUUGUCAGCGCUGUGUUCAUCGCCACUGGGCAAGACCCUGCUCAAAACGUGGAGAGCUCACACUGUAUCACCCUGAUUGAAGCUGAAGGCAACGACCUUCAUAUCUCUGUCUCAAUGCCUUGCAUUGAGGUUGGUACUGUUGGAGGUGGAACACAGCUUGCAUCACAAUCAGCUUGUUUGAAUCUGCUCGGUGUGAAAGGAUCUAACAACGAGGAACCUGGAUCGAACGCACAGCAAUUGGCAAGAAUAGUGGCUGGUUCGGUUCUUGCAGGAGAGCUUUCACUAAUGUCAGCUAUUGCAGCUGGACAGCUUGUGAAGAGCCACAUGAAAUACAACAGAUCCAGCAGAGACAUUGGCCCUUCGUCUCAAGUCAACAGAUGAUGGUUGGAGCACGACGAGACGGAUAAUAAUAAAACAAAACAAAAACCCAAAAUUAGAUUUGAUGUAAUUUUAACUUCAUUUUAUUUCUUCUUUAUCGAUCUCUUUUCUCUCUAUUUUGUACUCUUUAAGUCUCCAAAUUAUCUUAAUUUAUGUAAAGUCAUUUUUGUCCUUCCA
This is a messenger RNA of Arabidopsis lyrata subsp. lyrata, 2157 nucleotides long. RefSeq names its product 3-hydroxy-3-methylglutaryl-coenzyme A reductase 2. NCBI's taxonomy places the organism in Eukaryota, Viridiplantae, Streptophyta, Magnoliopsida, Brassicales, Brassicaceae. Gene Ontology annotation, molecular function: protein binding; hydroxymethylglutaryl-CoA reductase (NADPH) activity. Gene Ontology annotation, biological process: coenzyme A metabolic process; sterol biosynthetic process; isoprenoid biosynthetic process. Gene Ontology annotation, cellular component: peroxisomal membrane; endoplasmic reticulum membrane. The coding region runs from base 289 to 1983 and encodes 564 amino acids. The record is from RefSeq and is a predicted model, not a curated record. The transcript is spliced from 4 exons.